GAGCUCAGAGAGAUCUCCCUGACAAACACAAACACUGCAACCACGCACAGCAGUUUGAGAGGCAGGAGAGCGAAAGGUCUCGAAAACCCAAGAGCGUCUGACAAGAUGAGCGACAGGAGAUCAGUGUACAACGAGCUGCGGCUGGAGCGUCAUUUCUGUGACGCCGUGAUCAGAGUGGACAGCGUUGAGUUUCACGUGCACAAGGUCAUCAUGUGUAACUGCAGCCCGUACUUCAGAGCUCUCUUUACCCACUGGUCUAUCCCAGAAUGCCAGGUCUUCGACAUUUCCAGCGUGUCACCUGACAUAAUGAGGCUCAUCAUUGAAUAUGCCUACACUGGCUUUGUUCCUGUGUCAGGCAACGUAAAGGAGCUGUUUGUAGCUGCAGACCAUUUCAGCGUAGCGGGCAUCGUGCAAGUGUGCACCGAGCUCUUGGAGAAGCAAAUGGACCCACAGAACUGCCUCGGCAUCUGGAAGUUCACGGAAAUAUACUACUACCCAGAACUGAACCGCAAGGCCUUGCUCUUCACGCUGCAUCACUUUGAGGAGAUCGUUGCCAACUCGGAAGAGUUCCUGCUGCUCUCCGUCCAGGAACUCGUUACAAUCAUUGAGAACGACCAGCUCAAUGUGAAGCAAGAGAAGACGGUGUACGAAGCCGUGAUUCGCUGGAUCGUCUUUGCACCUGAGCAACGUAAAGAAUACGCUGCGCUGCUUUUAUUCAAUAUCAGGUUGGCGUUGAUGAGUACAGAGUACAUCACUGAGAAGGUGAUUACCAACGAAGUGGUGCAGGCGUGUCAAGACUGUCAAAUGGUUAUCGUCAAGGCCUUGGAGGCCAUGGUCGACCUCCAGACAAUGGGCAUCUCCGGGUCUGUUUUCGGCAACCCUUUGGCCCGUCCGCGGCUGCCCUCUGCUGUCCUGCUGGCUGUCGGAGGCUGGGGUGACGGCACCUCCACCAACAGCAUCGAGGCGUACGACGUCAACGCUGAGAGCUGGGUCAGCGUGGCUAAUAAUGGCAUUCCCCGCGCCUACCACGGCGUCGCUUUCCUCCAUGGAUCGCUUUAUUACGUCGGUGGCUUCGAUGGUGAAGAGUACUUCAGCACGGUGCACAGGUUCGACCUGAGCACACACAUCUGGCACGAGCUGGGCCCGAUGCACUUUCGCCGCUGCUACGUCAGUGUGACUGUGAUGGACGGGUGCAUAUACGCCAUAGGAGGUUCUGAUGGGCACAACAGACUCAAAACUGCAGAGCGCUAUGACCCCGGAACCAACCAGUGGACGUUAAUUGCACCCAUGCACGAGGAGAGGAGUGAUGCCAAUUGCACCGUCCUCCAAGAGAAGCUGUACAUUUGUGGCGGCUUCAAUGGGGCUGAGUGCCUGUUUACAGCAGAGUGCUACGAUCCAAAGACCAACCACUGGACACUGAUUACCCCCAUGGACGAGAGGCGCAGUGGUGUUGGGGUCAUCACCUACGCAGACCACAUCUUUGCAGUUGGUGGUUACAAUGGAACCACCCGUCUGCGCUCCGUCGAGGCCUACAACCCUUACACCAACACCUGGCAAGCUUUGCCCUCCAUGCUGGGUCCCCGCAGCAACUUCGGCCUCUCAGUGAUCGAUGACCGCCUGUAUGCUGUAGGGGGCUUCAACGGCAUCUCCACCACCAAUAACGUCGAGUGCUUCGACGCCAACACCGGUGCGUGGUCCGCCGUCUGCAACAUGGGGAUGCCCCGCAGCGCACUGAGCUGCUGUGUGGUGAGCGGCCUCGACAACAUGGUGAAUUACACUGCCCCGCGCUUCUCCGCACAAUUCUCCAGCGAGGAGGAGUUGGAGUCAUGAAGACCCGUCUGAAAGCAACCGGCUCUGUCCUGUAAAUAAAUGUCUUUGUGCAUCAAA
This is a messenger RNA of Mugil cephalus (flathead mullet), 1887 nucleotides long. Its product is annotated as kelch-like protein 10. Lineage: Eukaryota; Metazoa; Chordata; Actinopteri; Mugiliformes; Mugilidae. The record is from RefSeq and is a predicted model, not a curated record. Gene Ontology annotation, molecular function: protein binding. The coding region runs from base 106 to 1830 and encodes 574 amino acids. The transcript has 5 exons.